AUGAGGUCGACAACAUUAAUUAUCCUGGCGGCUUCACUCUUGUCCGCAGAGGGAGUUGUGCUCAGGAAGAGUGAGAGCAGUGCACCAAAGGUGGUUGGGUUGGACCUGCACCGAGCGACAAUACCGUACACACGCAACAGGAGAGACAUGUUGCGCAAGAGAGGUUCUGUACAGGCGACUUUGGACAACUUGGAAACUUUGUACUUUGUUAAUGGCUCUCUCGGAACACCAGCACAGCCUAUGCGACUUCACCUCGACACAGGCAGCAGUGAUCUCUGGGUUAACACAGCGAGCUCGGCUCUUUGCCAAGGCCAAGGCAAACCAUGCUCCGUAUCCGGCACGUACUCUGCCAACGACUCGUCGACCUACAAUUACGUCGGAAGCUGGUUCAACAUUAGCUAUGUCGACGGCUCGGGCGCAACCGGAGACUACGUGACGGACACAUUCACCAUUGGCGGAUCUACUUUGACCGACUUCCAGUUUGGUGUCGGUUACACGAGUUCGUCGGCUCAGGGUAUUCUGGGAGUGGGCUACAAGGUCAACGAAGUGCAAGUCGGGCGAGCGGGACUGGCCCCCUACGACAACCUCCCCGCCAAGAUGGUUUCUCAGGGUCUCAUCCAAUCUAGCGCCUUCAGUUUGUGGUUGAACGACCUGGACGCGAGCAAGGGAAGCGUUCUCUUUGGCGGCGUCGACACCGACCACUUCGAAGGCGAGCUCAAGACCGUGCCCAUCCAGAAGGAGGCUGGCAACUACGCCGAGUUUCUCAUCACCCUGACAAAGGUCACACUCGGCUCAAAGACGUUGGGCAAAAACAUGGCCCUGGCCGUCCUGCUCGAUUCGGGAUCCAGUCUCACGUACCUCCCCGACGACAUGGUCACGACAAUCUAUUCGAUGGUAGGCGCAGUGUACCAGCAAGAGGAGGGCGUGGCCAUGAUCCCUUGUUCCACGGCCAACUCGGGCACCAAUAUGACCUUCACCUUCUCGGACCCGGCCAUCACGAUACCCAUGAACGAGCUGGUGCUCGACCUCGUCGCCGUCACCGGCAAGCGCACGUCCUUCUCUGACGGCGCCGAGGCCUGUCUCUUCGGCAUCGCCCCCGCAGGCGACGGCACCAACGUCCUCGGCGACACGUUCCUGCGCUCGGCGUAUGUGGUCUACGACAUUGACAACAACGAGGUCUCCUUGGCGCAGACAAAGUUCAACGCCACGAGCACAAAUAUCAUCGAGAUUGGCAAGGGCAGCGGCGCCGUGCCGUCUGCCGUUGCUGCCGCGAACCCCGUGUCCGCCACGGACGGCCUCGUCCGCGGUGGCGGUGGCAAGAAUGCCGCGCCGUCGUUGGCGCCACUGGCAGCAUCCAUAUUUGCGGGCUUCGUUGCCUUUACGACGGGGUUCUCGCUCUUCGUUUUCUAA
Messenger RNA from Colletotrichum orchidophilum, 1410 nucleotides. Its product is annotated as eukaryotic aspartyl protease. Lineage: Eukaryota; Fungi; Ascomycota; Sordariomycetes; Glomerellales; Glomerellaceae. The record is from RefSeq and is a predicted model, not a curated record. Bases 1 to 1410 code for a protein of 469 amino acids. Gene Ontology annotation, biological process: proteolysis. Gene Ontology annotation, molecular function: aspartic-type endopeptidase activity. The transcript is spliced from 2 exons.